CCCACCAUGUCUUUCCAAACCAACCACAGUGGUGCCAGCUACAGAAAUUUUAGCACUUCUUCAUUGCCAAGAAAUGUAAGUAGGCAAAGCGUUUGCUCUUCAAGGCUUGUCAGCGGAGGUUCAAGAAUACAACCACAUUACAGCAGAAGUGCUUACAAUGUUGGUUCUGGAAGAGCUCAGAAGAUUUCAGUUGCAACUCACAACACUGGAAUGAGCGGAUAUGGUGGUGCUGGUUUUGGCGCUGGUUUUGGAUCUGGUAUGGGAUCUGGAGGUCGCUUUGGUGGUUCCAGCUUUGGUCAAGGUGGCUUUGGAGGUGCUGGCUUUGGAAGUGUUGGCUUUGGUGGAGCUGGUUUUUGUGGAGCACAUGGAGGAAUCACAAAUGUUACUGUUAAUGAAAGCCUCCUGGCACCCCUCAAUUUGGAAAUUGAUCCCAAUAUUCAGCGAAUGAGGAAAGAAGAGAAAGAACAAAUAAAAACCCUGAACAACAAAUUUGCUUCUUUCAUUGACAAGGUUAGAUUCUUAGAACAGCAGAAUAAGAUGCUGGAGACAAAAUGGGCUUUCCUGCAAAACCAAAAGACAGUGAAAAGUAACAUUGAACCACUUUUUGAAUCCUACAUUAACAAUUUUAGAAGGCAACUGGACUGUUUGGACAAUGAAAAGUCACGUUUGGAAGGAGAGAAAAAGAACAUGGAGGAUUUAGUAGAGGAAUUUAAAAGAAAAUAUGAAGAUGAACUUCGUAAGCGUACAGCUGCAGAAAAUGAAUUUGUGGUACUUAAAAAGGAUGUUGAUGCAGCUUUUAUGAACAAGACUGAACUGCAGGCAAAGGCUGACUCUCUCAAUGAUGAACUCGACUUCUUAAGGACAGUGUAUGAUAUGGAAAUUUGUCAGCUGCAGUCUCAGAUCUCAGACACCUCUGUCAUUGUGUCCAUGGACAACAGCCGUGACCUGGAUAUGGAUGGCAUUAUCUCUGAGAUUAAAGCUCAGUACCAGGAGAUUGCUAACAAAAGCAGAGUUGAAGCAGAAUCCUGGUACCAGUCCAAAUAUGAAGAGCUGAAGACUACAGCAGGAAAACAUGGUGAUAACCUGCGCAGCACAAAGAAUGAAAUAUCUGAUCUCAAUAGAGGUGUCCAAAGACUUAAAACAGAAAUUGAAAAUGCUAAAGCUCAGAGAGCAAAACUAGAAUCUGCUAUAGCACAAGCUGAGGAACGUGGUGAGAUGGCUCUUAAGGAUGGAAAAAAUAAAUUGGCUGAUCUGGAAGAAGCAUUACAGAAGGUCAAGCAGGACAUGGCUCGGCAGCUGAAGGAAUAUCAAGAACUUAUGAACACCAAAUUGGCUCUGGAUCUUGAAAUUGCUGCCUACAAGAAACUUCUGGAAGGAGAAGAGUGCCGGCUUUCUGGAGAAUGUGCAGGAUCCGUUAAGAUCUCUGUUGUGUCAUCCAGCAUGGGAGGAUCCAUCAGUAAUGCAGGUGGCUUCUACGGUGACAGUGGAAUGAGUUCUGGAGCUGGUUUCGGUGGAGCAAGUGUCAUCGGUCGAGGUGUGGGCGGUAGCCGCUUCAUUAGCUCAGGUGGUGUGAGCUGCAGCAGUGGUACUGCUAAUAGGGGGUUUAGCUCUGGUACAGGAUACACUGGAGGAACCUCCUCAAGCCAGGGCACUAUAACAAGAUCCACCAGCUCAUCAUGUUCAAGGAGGAUGUAA
Molecule: messenger RNA, 1695 nt
Organism: Nanorana parkeri
Lineage: Eukaryota; Metazoa; Chordata; Amphibia; Anura; Dicroglossidae
Product: keratin, type II cytoskeletal cochleal-like
Exons: 9
Coding region: 7-1695 (562 amino acids)
Biological process (GO): intermediate filament organization; keratinization
Cellular component (GO): keratin filament
Molecular function (GO): structural constituent of skin epidermis
Source: RefSeq, a predicted model, not a curated record